Onychostoma macrolepis is the source of this 1407-nucleotide messenger RNA. It is a transcript of the gene yif1b, whose product is annotated as Yip1 interacting factor homolog B (S. cerevisiae). Gene Ontology annotation, biological process: endoplasmic reticulum to Golgi vesicle-mediated transport. The record is from RefSeq and is a predicted model, not a curated record. The transcript is spliced from 8 exons. NCBI's taxonomy places the organism in Eukaryota, Metazoa, Chordata, Actinopteri, Cypriniformes, Cyprinidae. The coding region runs from base 205 to 1116 and encodes 303 amino acids. Gene Ontology annotation, cellular component: endoplasmic reticulum membrane; Golgi membrane; COPII-coated ER to Golgi transport vesicle.
UCCCGAGCCGAUCCGUAUACUUGACCCGGAAGUGAUGUCUGUUACACGAUCCUUGUUCCUCUCUAGUUGUCCUGCUAUUUCUGCGGUGCUAAUUUUAGUUUCACUACCGGCAGCUUCUCGGUUAGACGUCUAAAUGUGUUGAUAAAUAUUUAUAUAUGUUUUUCCUAACCUCACUAUUUAAAUAAAGACACAUUUUUGGGAGAGAUGGAGUAUCCAAACCAGAGCGGGUCCAGACAGCGUAAGUUACAGCCGAAUGUCAGGAUGCGAGGGACCCCGGUGGACCCCAGUGACCCCAGUCUGUUAUUUGACGACACAAGCGCUGGAGGGAACAAACCCGAGCACGGCGGUGUGGGAAAAGGCCCUGAUGUGUAUCCGGGACAGGCUUUGCUCUCGGACCCCAUGUCUAACCUCGCCAUGGCCUACGGCAGCAGCCUCGCCUCCCACGGCAAAGAGAUGAUGGACAAAAACCUGGAUCGGUUCAUCCCCAUCUCUAAGCUGAAGUACUAUUUUGCAGUGGACACAGUAUAUGUGGGCAAGAAGCUUGGACUGCUGGUGUUUCCCUACAUGCAUGACAACUGGGAGGUGAGCUAUCAGCAGGACACCCCAGUCGCCCCGCGGUUUGAUAUCAACGCCCCUGACCUGUACAUUCCCGUGAUGGGGUUCAUUACGUAUAUCCUGGUAGCAGGACUGGCUCUGGGCACACAGAACCGGUUUUCUCCAGAGAUCUUGGGCAUUCAGGCCAGCUCGGCGCUGGUGUGGCUCAUUAUUGAGGUUUUGGCUGUUCUUCUCAGUCUGUAUCUGGUAACGGUUAACACUGACCUCACCACCAUCGACCUGGUGGCCUUUUCUGGAUACAAAUAUGUUGGGAUGAUCGUGGGCGUCAUAGCAGGACUUCUGUUUGGCCGGAUGGGAUAUUACCUCUCGCUGCUCUGGUGCUGCGUCUCUAUUUUUGUUUUUACGAUUCGGACACUGCGGUUAAAGAUCCUGUCUGAAGCAGCCGCAGAGGGUCGGUUAGUGCGAGGAGCCAAAAACCAGCUGCGAAUGUACCUAACGAUGGCCAUCGCUGCGGCGCAGCCCAUCUUCAUGUACUGGCUGACCUUCCAUCUGGUCAGAUAAGAGCCGCGGGUGACUAGAGGGUCAACCAUAUCGUUUGUACCGCAGCAGUCACAAACGAGACAUGAGCCUAUUUGCACACAUGUAAUAAACCAAUGGACACACAUUGUGCAGCUUCACAGCACAAUACGAAUGAUCUGAACUGUAAUUGCCCAGCCGUCUUUUGUAUGUCUUUGGUUUGGACAUUUCUAAGAGUUUCUGUCGGCUUUCGUUUUGUAUAAUGUACAGUGUAAUUGUUUUUUUUUUUUAAUGUAAAACUGUGUUUAUGUUUGCAAACAAAGGUCGUUGUCUAGA